Xyrauchen texanus (razorback sucker) is the source of this 3293-nucleotide messenger RNA. RefSeq names its product protein tyrosine phosphatase non-receptor type 3 (gene ptpn3). NCBI's taxonomy places the organism in Eukaryota, Metazoa, Chordata, Actinopteri, Cypriniformes, Catostomidae. The record is from RefSeq and is a predicted model, not a curated record. The transcript has 26 exons. Gene Ontology annotation, molecular function: protein tyrosine phosphatase activity; protein binding. The coding region runs from base 395 to 2932 and encodes 845 amino acids. Gene Ontology annotation, biological process: protein dephosphorylation. Gene Ontology annotation, cellular component: cytoskeleton; cytoplasmic side of plasma membrane; cytoplasm.
GUUCACGCUCAACUUGAAACUAGCCAAACAAUAAAGACUCUUAUAAACUCGGAAGUCUCCCUAAUAUGGAUUCAAUUCACAUGCAUAGCACGGAAUUUGAGAAAUGGGUGUUGUAGUUCAAUCCACACUACCAAUACGAAAGGGAAGCACAAUAAAAUACAUUUUCUACAAGUUCAAGUUACAGUUCUUUUGAACUGGGCAGCGCAGUGACGCUGUGAUUACCCGGAGAAGAAGACAAAAAAAAUAACAUUGCGGAAGUUUACAGACACCUGCAACAUUGAUCGCUUUAACAUGGAAACUUUGCUCUCUUCACGGGGAAUAUAAGAACAUAUAGCGUCGUAAACACAUUGCGAACACCUCAAGCAGGUGUGCGUAUGUGUGAGAGUGUUUGGAGAUGACAUCCCCAUGGUGUGUGCUUGGAAACAAGAUCACUUCUCUUGGAUGGGCCGAUCUGUCUAAAAACACACACAUGCCACGCUCCAGCCUACUGUGUGUGGUGCUCUUCCCUGAUGGCACAACCCAAAAUUUUACUGUCAGUAAACAUGAUGCUGGUCAUCUGUUGUUUGACUUGGCUUGUGAACACUUAAACAUAGUGGAGAAACAGUACUUCAGCCUGCAGAUCAGUGAGGACACCUCCAGCUCUCCGAGGUGGUUGGACCCCAACAAACCCUUUAAGAAACAGCUGAAAGGUUCUGCUCCAUUCAUUUUAAUAUUUAGAGUGCGGUUCUUCAUCUCUGACCCAAACUCCCUCCAGCAUGAACAGACCAGGCAUUUUUAUUUCUUACAAAUUAAGAAGGACAUUCUUGAGGGGAGAUUAAAGUGUCCUCUGAGUUCUGCAGUGGUACUGGCUUCAUAUGCUGUUCAGUCUGAUUUUGGAGACUAUGAACCUGAAACUCCCCCUGAAUACCUCAGUCAGGCACAUUUUCUCCCUGAUCAAGACAAAGAGUUCCCUCUUAAAGUGGAGUCACUGCAUCCACAACACAAAGGUCUGUCCCAGAGUGAAGCUGAGUUGUGUUACUUGAAUACAGCGAGAACAUUAGACCUCUAUGGAGUGGAGCUACACAAUGCUCAGGAUGUGAGCAACCCUGCCCUCUGGGUGGGUAUUACUUCAGGGGGUGUGGCCUUGUUUUGCAAUUUAAUUUGCUCCAGUUUCUUCCCUUGGAUUAACAUCAUCAAAAUAUCAUUCAAAAGGAGAAGGUUCUUCGUCCACAUACGCCGGAAACAUGGUGAGCUGGACCACCAUGUGGUUUCUCUCUCCAUGCCAAACUCACGUGCCUGUAAGAACCUCUGGAAGUCCUGUGUUGACCAUCAUACAUUUUACAAUAGAAAGCCCUCUCAGUCAGAGUCAAAACUCAGAUCUAUCCCCCUGUACCGAAAGCUGAUUGGUGAGAAGACGUUGAACCCUGCAGUCAGGUCCAACUCAAUGGAACACCUGGAAACCAAGAGCCUACCCUCCCGGUCACCACCCAACACACCCAACUGGCGAAGUCCUCGAUUACGACAUGAAAUUCGUAAGCCACGCCCAUCUUCUGUGGACAACCUGACCAAUGAAAUGAGCUAUGUGACAGAGAGUGAAGACGUGUUCUAUACUUACAGGAAACCUCAAGAGGAUGGGAAGACGAGCAUUAGUUGGUCCCAUAGUGAUGAUGUCAUUGCAGAAGAGGACGACUUCCACCUGUGGGAUAAGAGUGUGACAGCUGAUGGAGAUUUGCUGCUUGUGAGAAUCAGCUCAGACCAAGAUGGGAAGUUUGGCUUCAAUGUUAAAGGCGGUGUGGAUCAGAAGAUGCCCCUGGCCAUCUCUCGUGUUAACCCUUCAUCUCCGGCUGGUCUCUGUGUGCCUCCACUGAUGGAGGGAGAUCAGGUGUUGUUGAUAAAUGGACGGGACAUUUCAGAGCACACACAUCAGCAGGUGGUCAUGUUCAUCAAAGCCAGCCGAGAGUCACACAGCAAGGAGCUCGCCUUGCUUGUGCGCCGCAAAGGUGUUUCUCUGCGUGCGGAGCCCACCCUACAGUUAGUUGGUGGCCUUACCCUUCCAGGUGAAAUAUCCCCGCUGUCCAGUCACCCAUCUGGAGAGACACUGAAAGAGUCCAUGGCCCGUCUAGAGAAGGGAUUGGUCACUGGAACACUGCUUCUACAGUUUGAGAAGUUGUAUAGGAAGAAAGAUGGAAUGUUAAUGUCUUGCGCAAAGCUCUCUGAGAAUAUGGACAAGAAUCGAUACAAAGAUGUAUUACCAUAUGACAUCACCAGGGUGGUGCUACAGGAGGAGGGGGAUGAUUACAUCAACGCCAGUCAUGUUAAAACUGAACCAGCAGGUUGCAUGCUGCCAUACAUAGCAGCUCAAGGUCCACUGCCCCACACCUGUACACACUUCUGGAGGAGUGUGUGGGAGCAAGACGUCAGUGUCAUCAUCAUGCUAACCACACUGACCGAGAGAGGACGGACCAAAUGCCACCAAUACUGGCCUCAUCCUCCUGAAGUGAAGGAUUAUGGGUAUCUUCAAGUGUGCUGUCACUCAGAAGAGUGUUACCUGGCAUACGUAACCAGAGAACUUACACUCACAAAUACUCAGUUGGGACAGCAACGCUCGAUCACUCAUUUGCAGUAUGUUGCCUGGCCAGAUCAUGGGGUACCAGAAGAUUCCUCCGACUUCCUGGAUUUUGUCCAGUCGAUGAGAAGCAUGAGAGGGGAGUCUUUGCCUCUAAUGGUCCACUGCAGUGCUGGGAUUGGGCGAACAGGUGUGUUGAUCACCAUGGAGACAGCCAUGACACUGAUGGAGAAGGAAAAGCCAGUGUAUCCCCUAGAGAUCAUUACCUUGCUGAGAGAACAGAGGGCCAUGCUGGUUCAAACAUCGUGCCAGUUCACCUUUGUGUGUGAGGCCAUUCUGAGGGUGUACAGAGAGAGAUUUAAACCAGGUCCAACACCUAACAGUUGAUAAGAAGAGAGGGACCGGACUGGAGUGUUUGAAAAUACAGACAAGAAGGAAGCCCCGCUACUGUGAUCAGACUCUUAAUAAAGAUUGAUGAAAAUAGAAAAUAAGGGUCAGGAAGUAGGGGGCGUGACAUGAUAAAGACAAUCUGUUCUCUUAUUGCAGUAUUUUCUGACAGCUGUGUGGAUCAAGGAGCAUGAUACACUUUGACACUUAAAGCUUAUAGGAUAUCCUGCAGUGCACACUCACACUCUAUUCCUCUGUCUCCAAAACACACACACACAGCACACUAUACAUAAACAAAAGCCACUACUACUACUACUAGAAUAUUUAAAUUUACCUCUGCUAAUAAUAAUAAAACGUGUAA